ACCAAUAUAGGCAGGGGGUACCCAGUAUACGAAACAAGUGCCUCUGGGAGGAUCUAUGAUAUUUGGUGGACUAUGAGUAUGAAUAUUAGUGGCAGAACUGUAGCGGCCUCUUAGUCUUUGUUAUGGUCAAGGACUGCAGGAAUUUGGCUAUAAACCAGACGCUAAUAAGAAAUCCCUUCUUUAGGGCACCGCAAAGCGGAGCGUCCACUUAAAGAGCAUCAGCAUUUGACAUCGAUCCGGAUGCAAAUUACGUCACUCUGGAAAUGGCACUUGCAGAAAAUCUUAACCGUGCAAUUAUAAGCGGAGAUCUUCCGCAAGUACAGAAACUGGUUAAAGAAGGUGCAGCAAUGGAUUUCCUAUUGGGUAUGCGUGGAACAGCAUUGUGUGCUGCUCUGUCAGCAAACCAAAGCAGCAUCGCCCAAUUCCUCAUCGAAGCGGGGUGUGGAGUUAAUGUAGAAGACUACGAUAAAGAGCCACUGAUUUUCCUGGCGAUCAGCAAGAAAUGUUUCGAUGUGGUACACAAACUGACGCAGCAUCCCAAAUGUAACCUAAACAAGUACGACCCACUUACCAACGUAUCACCACUAGCUCUUGCCGUCAAAAACAACCACCAAAAUGUCAUCAGGUGGUUCAUACAGGCUGGGGCGGAUCUCAAUGUGACGGACCACGCUGACAAUACUGCUUUACAUAUUGCAAUAUGUGAUCGGAAUUACGAAGUGAUGAAAAUGUUAGUUAAAGGUGGCUGUGAUUUGUUGAAGAAUGACUCGAAUGGAAAAUAUCCGAUGCAUCUGAUUGCCAGUAAAGGGGAUAUCAGGGCUAUGAGAAUUUUAUUACAAAACUGGGUAGAGGAAACAGACACAAUAUCGACGGUAUUUUCUAAUUAUCCCUUUUCUUCCAAAAUGGAUAGGGAGUAUGUUAGCCAGGUUCUGAAUAAAGCGACCAAAGCCGGCCAAAGCACCAGCACUCCUUUACAUUUUGCGAUUUCAAAUGGUCACAACGCAGUGACCAAAUACCUGCUCAGGUACGGUGCGUCACCCAAUGAAACCGACGACAACUUAACGGAAUCCCCUCUUCUCGCAGCUAUAUACUCCAUGUCCUCCCACGUCGGUCAGAUUGACGGUACUACAGUGUCAUGGCUGUUACAGGCUGGGGCUAACCCCAAUGCUUGUGGUAAAUUGACGUCAUCAGCUUCUGUAUAUUCUUACAUUGAGACUCCCGUAAUGCUCGCAUGUCGUUUAAAUAAUGUUGAAGCCCUUGACAUUCUACUAUCUCAUGGUGCAAAAAUGGAUAUAAGAAACGAUGAAAUUGGACAUGUCAGCAGAAAGAGUCUUCUCUCUAUUUCUUUUUCACACAAUGCCAUUGAAACUGCACGUUUUCUCAUCAAUGGAUGCGGUGUAUUGGAUGCCAAAGAUAACGUCAGUAAUUCGGAACCAGAUGAAAACUUACUGAUGGCUCUAGGAGACAUGUAUCACCCAGAAGUAGAAGAGUUUGCUAAAGCUGUGAUUACCAAUGAUAAUCCGGGUGAAUCAGACCUACAGGAAUCUCUUAUCAAUUCUAUUAUGAAAAACAACAUCCAUCUUGCUGUUCCCUUGUUACAGCAUGGAGUGGACGCCAAUAACGUGAACUCAGAUGGCUACUGUGCCAUUCAUCACUGUGUCAAAUUCGCAAAUAAAGACUUUUUACUGAAACUUCUGCAAAACGGGUCUGAUAUCAAUAUAACAACCGCUGAUGGACUGAGCCCCUUAGAAAUGUGUUUGGAAUAUUUUGACGAAGACCACUUGGACAUGACGUAUUUUCUGAUUGAGGCAGGAUGUGUUAUUCCAAAUAAGUUUCAACUUUAUCCCGAGGAUGAGAGUGACGACAGUGAAUCUGAAUCAGAUGAGGAGUGUGAUACGUUUUUCGAUGACGCUGAUUAUCCUGCAGCCUUCAUGGAGGACAAGCACCUGCGAACUAUUGUGACGUCAUUGCAGAAUCACCCACAGCCACUUCUACAGCGAUGUCUCCACGUGUUACGCAUGCACUUUGCGCACAACCACCUGCCAUUUAUUUCCAUGAGACGACUUCCAUUACCUAGAAAACUUUUAGAUAUGCUUAUGUUUGAAACUUUCCAAAAGAGUUUUAGAAUUUCUUAGAUUUUGGUUGCUUUUUGCUGUGUUCUAUUUAAGAUAUUUUUUAUUACAAUAAAGAGUGUUGUUUUAAAGGUUA
Messenger RNA from Saccostrea cuccullata (small rock oyster), 2205 nucleotides. RefSeq names its product ankyrin-1-like. Bases 264 to 2132 code for a protein of 622 amino acids. Lineage: Eukaryota; Metazoa; Mollusca; Bivalvia; Ostreida; Ostreidae. Gene Ontology annotation, molecular function: protein binding. The record is from RefSeq and is a predicted model, not a curated record. The transcript is spliced from 3 exons.